AUGAACUCAGCUUCGUUAGCAGUUGUGGCGAUCUUGAUAUCGGCUGUAGCCGGUGCUGAAGACCGCACGAUCAGCGGUUUAACUCAGCUGGUAAACCCUGGCUCACAAGGUCCUUACCCACCCGCACCACCUCACUACUCUUCGUCAGCAGCAUCAGCAUCAGCAGCGUCCUAUCAGCCUGUCGCAGAAUCUUCAUACACAUGGACUGCCCCUGAACACCAAGACCUAGACAACGGGUUCAAGGUGCAGUCAGGGUACCAGUCCUUCAUCAUCCCUACAGGACCGGCUCCGGAAGAGCCUCUGUUCCCUCUGCACAAGCUCGGAGGGGCCGCUCUAGGUGCUAGCAUACUGCCCCACCUCCUCCCGUUCCCCUUCAACAAGAUCGCGAUCUUCCUGGGCACCAAAAUCGGCCUCUGGUUGCUCGGCUUCGUGCUGCUGCUGCUGGUCGGAGGCGCUGCCACCACGGCUGUCUGCGCCUUCACUCCCCUCUGCACCAUCAGUUUCCUGGGUCUGGGCUUUAACAAGGAGGCUACUCGCUCCCUCCUCACCCAGGACCACCUCAACACUGCCACUCAAUUCGUAUACAACGCCAUCGACAAGUACCGCCGCCUUCAGGGAAGAGAGGGAAAGUCGGAGAAGAAGAAAGUGGCCAGGAAAGCCGAAGAGGACAACGUAAUCAAUGUCGACGAUGUACUUAAGGAAGCCCGAGAAGCGAAGUCGCUCAAGAAGACUGAGGAGGUUAAAGAAAAUAAAACUAGCAGCAAGAAGCCUGUUGAGCCAGUAAAAUCAACCAAUACUGAAGUUAACCCAGAUCAUUAAAUUCACAUUCAUCAACUUCAA
Messenger RNA from Homalodisca vitripennis (glassy-winged sharpshooter), 840 nucleotides. RefSeq lists its product as uncharacterized. The coding region runs from base 1 to 819 and encodes 272 amino acids. The transcript has a single exon. The record is from RefSeq and is a predicted model, not a curated record. NCBI's taxonomy places the organism in Eukaryota, Metazoa, Arthropoda, Insecta, Hemiptera, Cicadellidae.